GUUUAGCUCCUGCCCUCUACCCCACCCACCUCGUAAAAUAGGAACCUGCCGUAACCCGUCUUGGUAAUAUGAAUGCGCGACAGACCAUAGAGAAGCUCUACUAGCAAACAGGCUAUUUGCCGAGCUUCAUCACUAGGAGAACAUAAAACGGCAGGUUGGAUUAAACUGUAGUUAACGUUAGCUGUCACGGCUGUGUUAGCUCGCAGCUGCUUUCACGAGUGAAGCUGGUUUUAGCUCGCCGCGUUAGCUCGUUUGCUAACUUUAACAUAAACCCGGAUAGGCAUUCUUCCACAGCUGGUGAGCUUUCGCAAGACCGGUCCGGCAAGCAAGUCUGUUAGAAUAUAACACCUUUUUAUUCUUUUCGCCAUGGGAUCCAGAGCAUCCACAUUACUCCGAGAAGAGGAAAUCGAAGAAAUUAAGAAGGAGACUGGCUUCUCCCACAGUCAGAUCACCCGCUUGUACAGCCGCUUCACCAGUCUGGAUAAAGGAGAAAACGGCACCCUCAGCCGAGAAGAUUUCCAGAGAAUCCCGGAGUUGGCCAUCAAUCCGCUGGGAGACAGAAUCAUCAAUGCGUUCUUUCCCGAGGGGGAGGACCAGGUCAACUUCAGGGGCUUCAUGCGGACCUUAGCUCACUUCAGACCAAUCGAGGACAAUGAAAAGAGCAAGAACGCCGCUGUCAGCGAGCCGCUCAACAGCAGGACAAACAAGCUGCUUUUUGCUUUCCGCCUGUAUGACCUGGACAGAGAUGACAAAAUCUCUCGGGAUGAGUUGCUGCAGGUGUUACGGAUGAUGGUUGGUGUAAACAUUUCAGAUGAACAGCUUGGCAGCAUUGCUGACAGGACCAUACAGGAGGCUGACACGAAUGGAGAUAACUCCAUUUCCUUCAAUGAAUUCAUCAAGGUCUUGGAGAAGGUGGACGUAGAACAGAAAAUGAGCAUCCGGUUCCUACACUAAAUUGCUAUUUUCUUUUUUUUUUUUUUUGGGUGGUGAUUCAACAUGUCAGUUGAUAUCAGAACACACCCUCAUCUCAUCUUCUCAGCAGGCGGCCCUGGCCCACGCUACGAGUGCCCGCUGUCAGACCAAGCAUUAGGUAGAGAAUGUCAUAGAUCUUGAGUUUCUGCCUCUGCACUGCUCUGUAAACAAAGGGAGAAGUUCGGUGCCUUGGGUUGUUUUCUGCAAUGUCACUAUGAUUUUUUAUUUCCCACCCUAAGUAAUGGAACAUUAUUUAUUAGAACACUUUUAGAGGGUCACGGUUAGUACUACUGCUGUUCAACUUUUCACG
Molecule: messenger RNA, 1282 nt
Organism: Sander lucioperca (pikeperch)
Lineage: Eukaryota; Metazoa; Chordata; Actinopteri; Perciformes; Percidae
Gene: chp1
Product: calcineurin-like EF-hand protein 1
Exons: 7
Coding region: 367-954 (195 amino acids)
Molecular function (GO): calcium ion binding
Source: RefSeq, a predicted model, not a curated record